GUUUGUUCGAUCGAACAGCCAGUGCAGGUGUCAUCUUGCGUGCAUCGAGGAUUUUUGUGGCGAAGCGGAGGCGCACAGCGCAACCUGUCGCUGGUGGCAAACCACCGCACCCUGCCCCCCGUCGCUCUUCCCUGCCCCUCGCACUCGCUCCAUUCCUCUCUCCCCUUCCUUGGAUCGGCCCUCGUCAAAUCUGCUACGCUCUCUUAUCCCUCUCCUUUUCCCACCCUUCUACCGCCACUGCGACAGCGCCAGUCAGCGCCAUGGUUCUCAAGACGGAGCUGUGCCGGUUCAGCGGCGCCAAGAUCUACCCCGGGAGGGGCAUUCGCUUCAUCCGAGCUGACUCGCAGGUGUUUCUGUUCGUGAACGCCAAGUGCAAGCAGUACUUCCACAACCGCCUCAAGCCGUCCAAGCUCGACUGGACCGCCAUCUACCGCAAGCAGCACAAGAAGGACGUGCAAGCGGAGGGCGUGCGGCGCAAGAAGCGCGCGGCCACCAAGGUGCACAGCCGCUCCAUCGUGGGCGCGUCGCUCGAGGUCAUUCAGAAGCGCCGCUCCGAGAAGGCCGAGGUCCGCGCUGCCGCCAGAGAUGCCGCGCUCCGUGAGAUCAAGGAGCGGCUGAAGAAGGUGAAGGACGAGAAGAAGGCAAAGAAGGUGGAGGUGUCGUCCAAGCAGGCCAAGGCCGCCACCAAGGGGGCGGCGCCAAGGGCUGCAGGGCCCAAGGGUGGCAAGGGUGCCGGUGGUGGUGGCGGUGGCAAGCGAUGAAGUGCACAUGUACUAUUGUAGCUAAUCAGAGAGGUGAACGCUUCUGCAGCUUGCACACGUAUGGAAGGAAACGCUACAGGAGAUCACAUAAUGAAGCAUUCUCAGAACCUGAAGAAAGCUUUUGCUGUCUGAAGCAUAGUGCAGCAAACUCUUGUCGUAGGAUUGAAUGUCGAGAGAAAAACGUUCAAGGGUAUAAGCCUAACUGUUGUACCCUCUAAGAUACGAACCUAUACAGUCUAAA
Messenger RNA from Closterium sp. NIES-67, 1002 nucleotides. The record is from the annotation of a GenBank genome assembly. Lineage: Eukaryota; Viridiplantae; Streptophyta; Zygnematophyceae; Desmidiales; Closteriaceae.